Molecule: messenger RNA, 411 nt
Organism: Rotaria sp. Silwood2
Lineage: Eukaryota; Metazoa; Rotifera; Eurotatoria; Philodinida; Philodinidae
Source: the annotation of a GenBank genome assembly
AUGACUGCUGUACAACGAAAACUUGGUCGUCGUUAUCAAAGAUAUAUAUCAGCCCGACAAACAUUUGAAGAUAAAGAAGAUGAUCCAAAAGAUAUUUGGGAACGUAUUAUUAAAAUGCCCGAUGUUUUAUCAGCAAUGGCAAUUGAUAUACAAACAAAUGAUAUAUUUCCAUUAUAUGGUUUAAAUAAUAUAGCUCGGAAUGACAUGAAUAGUUUUUGUCGUGAAUAUAUUGAAAUGGCUGUUGAUUUUUCUUUAAAUAUGGAUCCAACUGAUGAAGUUAAAAAUUUACGUAUAAGAAGUCAAGAACGUGAAAUUGUUAUUGCAUAUGAUGAGGGAACAAUUUUUGUUAUUAUACAAUCAUUAUCAAAAGAAAAAAAUAUUGUAUUACCAACGUUGUCACUCGAUCUAUGA